AUGGAAGGCAUGAACAGCGGCCACAUGCCCCGCGUGAACGGGUCGACCGCCAUUCCCCACCGCCACAAGAUGAUGAUGAUGCACAUGACCUUCUACUGGGGCACGCGCGCCGAGAUCCUCUUCUCUGGCUGGCCGGACGCGCGGAUCGCCAUGUACGCCGUCGCCCUCCUCUUCGUCUUCGCCCUCUGCGUCCUCGUCGAGUGGCUCUCCCACUGCCGCCUCCUCCUCGCCAAGCCCGGUGUCGCCGUCGGCGUCUUCCGGUCGCUGCUGCACGCGCUGCGCAUGGGGCUCGCGUACCUGGCGAUGCUGGCGCUCAUGUCCUUCAACGCCGGCGUGUUCCUCGCGGCAGUCGCGGGGCACGCGGUGGGGUUCCUGGCGUUCGCGAGCGGGGCGUUUGGGAGGCUGGGGUACGCGGAGGAGGCCACCUCCGAUCUGCCCCCGAUGAGCUGCUGAUUCGCGGCGGGAGCG
Messenger RNA from Rhodamnia argentea, 468 nucleotides. RefSeq names its product copper transporter 1-like. The transcript has a single exon. Gene Ontology annotation, molecular function: copper ion transmembrane transporter activity. The record is from RefSeq and is a predicted model, not a curated record. Gene Ontology annotation, biological process: copper ion transmembrane transport; intracellular copper ion homeostasis. Gene Ontology annotation, cellular component: plasma membrane. The coding region runs from base 1 to 453 and encodes 150 amino acids. NCBI's taxonomy places the organism in Eukaryota, Viridiplantae, Streptophyta, Magnoliopsida, Myrtales, Myrtaceae.